GAAAUGCAGAACUUCUGAGUUUACUUGUUCACGUCUGUCUCAGAGUUAUCACAUGAGCCUUGGCUUUUCAAAUCAUCCACUGAAUCAUGGACCGGCUGACACUGCAUCUCUUUCUCCUGUCAGGGUUACUAACCUGCGAUCAUGUCGCCCGUGCAAGUAAUACUACCGCACAGCCGGUUGUGAACAUGACGUCACCAGCCAUGUUGUCUUCUACAAGUUCCAGCCAAACAACCAGCACCGACACAUCUACUCCUUCAGAUGGCUCAUCAUCGACAGCUGCAGUCUCCAAUGGAAGUAGCAGUACUGCAUCUGCACAGCCGGAUGUGAACACUUCAGCAUCCUUGGAGACCUCGAUAACAAGUUCCAGCCAAACAACCAGCACCGACGCAUCUACUCGUUCAGUUGGCAACACAACAUUAGCCCCUACAGCUGCAGUCUCCAAUGGAAGUAGCAGUACUGCAUCUGCACAGCCGGAUGUGAACACAUCAGCAUCCUUGGAGACCUCGAUAACAAGUUCCAGCCAAACAACCAGCACCGACGCAUCUACUCCUUCAGUUGGCAACACAACAUUAGCCCCUACAGCUGCAGUCUCCUAUGGAAGUAGCAGUACUGCAUCUGCACAGCCGGAUGCGAACACAUCAGCAUCCUUGGAGACCUCGAUAACAAGUUCUAGCCAAACAACCAGCACCGACGCAUCUACUCCUUCAGUUGGCAACACAAUAUUAGCCCCUACAGCUGCAGAUGUUACAGGCUGUGCAGGUCCACCAAAAUUGUGCUGCGCUGGUCAGAACAACAGCUGCUUCAGGCCGGGGUGUGGUUUCUGUGAUCAGAUCUGUGUGCAACUGAAUGAUUGCUGUAAUGACUACACCUCAACCUGCACAUCAGUCUUCAUUGCAAAUAACACUACUGCACAGCCAGCUGUGAACACAUCAGCUUCCAUUGUGUCCUCUACAACAAGUUCCAGCCAAACAACCAACAUUGACACAACGACUCCUUCAGAUGGCGCCAUUAUAUCACUCUCGACAUCUACAGCAGUCUUCAUUGCAAGUACCACUACUGCACAGCCAGCUGUGAACACUUCAAUUGUGUCCUCUACAACAAAUUCCAGUCAAACAACCAACAUUGACACAACAACUCCUUCAGAUGGCGCCAUUAUAUCACUCUCGACAUCUACAGGAACAACACUAUCGCAGGCCACUACAGCUCUGGACACCAGUAAUACCACACCAACAGUUGACAGCAUCUCUGACAUUCCCAUCGAAAUCACGCCCAAGAGCUCAGUGAUACUUCAGUUAAAAGCCUCUCUUCCAUCCCUUAAUGCGGAUAACCAAGAUGAGAUUUUUGAGGCUAUUUCUAAAUUUUUAUCCCAGGCCCUUCUGCCAAAGAACUGUGAGAGCUGCACAUUGAGAAUCACACAGUUCAAACGCACCUGAGUUGCAGCCAGUAAAGGGACCAGCUUCAAAAGACUCAUCAAAAUCAUCGACGUCAAAACUCUUGCACCCCAGAACCUUAAGAACAUACCUUAUAGUCCAGUCAAUCUAACUCAAAAAAGGGCCCAACCCAGGAGAAAUUGCAAUAGUAAUGUUUCAUAGUUUUUAUUGGUCCAAAUACCCUCCUGCAUCAUAUAUUAAAAGUAUACCUUCACAGAUUUAGUGGAACAUGCUUUUUUUUUUUUUGCAUUCAUUCCACUCUCCAGUUCAUUCAUGAUCACGCAACUCGUUACCAGGGGCCUCAUUUAAAAUGGACUGCGUAGGAGUCAUACUAAAAGUGCACGUACGCCCAAAAGCCGAAAAUGCCGGGCGCAAAAAAAAAUCCGGAUCUAUAAAACCGCGUGCACGCAGACUUCCACGCAAUGUUCUCUUUAUGAAUCACAGUCCACCUGGAAAGCUGCGCAGCUGACUCCGCCCCAUAUCCCGCCCUCAACACGCCCAUAAAUCCAUAUGGAUGAGCCUACUGAGCAUGCGCAGUGGCUUCCUGCAGCCUGUUAGGGAUGAAUCCGGAUGAAUGCGUCAGAAUGAAUGAACGUGUCGAGCCACCGUGCCACUGAAUUUUGCUGAGAUCUGAGAUCUAGAAGUUGUGGAUGAUGUGGAGAGAGGACAGUGAAACGAGAUUAUUUGGUGGUCACUGUAAAAGUAGGAAAAGUAUAUAAAUAGUAUAAAAUAAAGCGAGUGAGUGGCAGCACGUCGUUGCUGCCCGUUAGUGCCACGAUCGCACGACGCAAUUUCCACUGGGAACAGGGGGGACAUGCCCCCCCCACUUUUCAAAAUGAUGUAUUUGUCCCCCCCACUUUUUACAGUUUAAAAACCAACGGUAGGCUCAGCAAAUCAUCAAGACACUCGGGACGGCGGCCCGGCAGCCCCCGCUCCCCCUCCUCCCUCCCGUCUCCCCUCAGAGCUGCUCUAGGCUGUUUUAUGGUUCCGCGUUAUACCAACGCAGAGCCUACGGCGUAGGGUACGCGGCGACG
Molecule: messenger RNA, 2464 nt
Organism: Cololabis saira (Pacific saury)
Lineage: Eukaryota; Metazoa; Chordata; Actinopteri; Beloniformes; Belonidae
Exons: 11
Coding region: 87-1433 (448 amino acids)
Source: RefSeq, a predicted model, not a curated record